Molecule: messenger RNA, 798 nt
Organism: Phycomyces blakesleeanus NRRL 1555(-)
Lineage: Eukaryota; Fungi; Mucoromycota; Mucoromycetes; Mucorales; Phycomycetaceae
Exons: 5
Coding region: 1-798 (265 amino acids)
Source: RefSeq, a predicted model, not a curated record
AUGUUGAAGAUGAUCAAGACGUUGUCUGACUCUAAUGCCAUUGCUUGUGAGGAAGAUCAUGACACAUACAAAGAUUUUGCAAAUAUAUGCAAAUUAAAGCUACAAUCAGAGAAAUUGAUAGUUAUGAAGGCCCAAGUCAAAAUCAGCAAAGAUGUUAUGUAUGAGCUUGGUGAUGAUAUGAUGAUAUCAUGUAAUGUGUGUUUCUCUACUAUUAUCUUCUAUGAUUUAGCUCUUAUGUUUUUAGUAUUAUUGACUAGAGUCUUAGUAUUUGUCUUACUUUACCAACAAUUGUCAGGAUAUUACUCAAUCAAUGUUAGACUACAAAUUUCUAUUGUUCUUGACCGAUUAAGAUCAAAUGAUAAUUCUUUGUCAAGUGGCCAUUUGGCAAAACGUUCUGGAAUAGAAAAGGACUUUAUCAAGAAUAUAACAACCAGAUUCUUCAAAGAUUUCCAAACCUUGUUGGAUUUCUUGAUAAAUGUUUAUUUAAGCUGGCAAAAGCAUCAUUGUGGAAGCCAGAGCAGUUUUUUUGGUUGUAGAUCCACUUACUGUGUAAACAGUGUCGCAGUAUGUGGUCAUAGAUGUAAAAUCCGAUAUAUGUCACCUAGUUUCUUUGGAUGUUUGUAUGAUAUGCGUACUUUGUCUGAGUGUGAGCUUAGAAAAUUCCUGGAGCAAUUCUUUUUGGGUGAUGAGUAUGUGUUAGCAAACGCAGGGUACAAGACUAUGAACUAUAUUGUUCCAAUCAAAAAGAAGGCAAAGAACAGUGAACUCUCAUUAGCAGAUGAAGAGUUCACACUAUGA